AUGAGGUUUCUGAUCUCACUGUGUGUGUCUCUACUGCUGCUGAUUAAUGGUGAGAGCUUUAUUUGUCAUGUGCUUUACAAUGAUAUUGUAAGUAGGUUUACAUUCAGUGAAAUGAUCAAUGGACAAACUUCAGAACCUACAACUUCCACCUCUGAUCCCUGCUAUGAUUAUACCACUCUUGAUGAAUACUGGAGAGACUUAGGACAAAACGCGUAUCAGUACUAUGGACAUGAUGACACCCUUGUUGAAUGGAGUGGCUGGUAUCGGCUGUAUUUGAACGGAGAAAGUGCUCAGAUGUCUGAGUGGUGUGUGAGUUAUGUGGGAUGUGGUGCUUACACUGGACUGUAUCUUAGCGGCUCUCAUCCAAGAGUUGAGGAUGGAGUGGUGACCCGUGAAGUUUUGGGAAGUCAUAUGUGGUGGUGGUGGGGGUAUUCCAAUCAGUGUGGAGCCUACAAUUCCACAUCUAUCCAAGUCAAAGCCUGUCCAGGAGAUUAUUAUGUCUAUGAAUUUGUCAAACCCAACAUAUCAGCCCCUGGACCUACAUAUUGUGCAGUUGCUUUCAGCAGCAUCAGCAGUGAUCCCUGCUACAACUAUGAGUCUCUGGAUCGUCCCUGGAGAGCCAACAAUGAAAGUGGAGAUUACGUUUGUGAUGACUCUUUCUCCUGGAAUGGCUGGUACCGGCUUUUCUACUAUGGAAUGAACAUCCAGAUGCCAGAAACCUGUGUUAGUUCAUACAGCUGUAACACAUACAUCAAUCUGUGGCUCAAUGGUCCUCACCCUCAGAUAGAGGAUGGAGUGGUGAUCAGAGAGGUCUGUGGUAAUUAUUAUUGGAGUGGCUGCUGUGAUUACAAGACAAACCCCAUCAGAGUGAAAGCGUGUCCAGGAAAUUACUAUGUCUAUGAACUUGUGAAACCACAAAUCGGGUGUUCAGGAUACUGCACAGAUGUCAGCACUAUUUCACAGUUGGCUUAUACUGUAAGUCCAGAUAUAAUCACUGGAUCCAGCAUCACCUUGAGUAAUGAUCCCUGCUACAACUAUGAGUCUCUGGAUCGUCCCUGGAGAGCCACCAAUGAAAACUUAGGACAAAACGCGUAUCAGUACUAUGGACAUGAUGACACCCUUGUUGAAUGGAGUGGCUGGUAUCGGCUGUAUUUGAACGGAGAAAGUGCUCAGAUGUCCGAGUGGUGUGUGAGUAAUACGGGAUGUGGUGGUUACACCGGACUAUAUCUCAGCGGCUCUCAUCCAAGAGUUGAGGAUGGAGUGGUGACCCGUGAAGUUUUGGGAAGUCAUAUGUGGUGGUGGUGGGGGUAUUCCAAUCAGUGUGGAGCCUACAAUUCCACAUCUAUCCAAGUCAAAGCCUGUCCAGGAGAUUAUUAUGUCUAUGAAUUUGUCAAACCCAACAUAUCAGCCCCUGGACCUACAUAUUGUGCAGUUGCUUUCAGCAGCAUCAGCAGUGAUCCCUGCUACAACUAUGAGUCUCUGGAUCGUCCCUGGAGAGCCAACAAUGAAAGUGGAGAUUACGUUUGUGAUGACUCUUUCUCCUGGAAUGGCUGGUACCGGCUUUUCUACUAUGGAAUGAACAUCCAGAUGCCAGAAACCUGUGUUAGUUCAUACAGCUGUAACACAUACAUCAAUCUGUGGCUCAAUGGUCCUCACCCUCAGAUAGAGGAUGGAGUGGUUAUCAGAGAGGUCUGUGGUAAUUAUUAUUGGAGUGGCUGCUGUGAUUACAAGACAAACCCCAUCAGAGUGAAAGCGUGUCCAGGAAAUUACUAUGUCUAUGAACUUGUGAAACCACAAAUCGGGUGUUCAGGAUACUGCACAGAUGUCAGCACUAUUUCACAGUUGGCUUAUACUGUAAGUCCAGAUAUAAUCACUGGAUCCAGCAUCACCUUGAUUUAUGUCAUUAUUCUCUCAGAACCUACAACUUCCACCUCUGAUCCCUGCUAUGAUUAUACCACUCUUGAGGAAUACUGGAGAGACUUAGGACAAAACGCGUAUCAGUACUAUGGACAUGAUGACACCCUUGUUGAAUGGAGUGGCUGGUAUCGGCUGUAUUUGAACGGAGAAAGUGCUCAGAUGUCCGAGUGGUGUGUGAGUAAUACGGGAUGUGGUGGUUACACCGGACUAUAUCUCAGCGGCUCUCAUCCAAGAGUUGAGGAUGGAGUGGUGACCCGUGAAGUUUUGGGAAGUCAUAUGUGGUGGUGGUGGGGGUAUUCCAAUCAGUGUGGAGCCUACAAUUCCACAUCUAUCCAAGUCAAAGCCUGUCCAGGAGAUUAUUAUGUCUAUGAAUUUGUCAAACCCAACAUAUCAGCCCCUGGACCUACAUAUUGUGCAGUUGCUUUCAGCAGCAUCAGCAGUGAUCCCUGCUACAACUAUGAGUCUCUGGAUCGUCCCUGGAGAGCCAACAAUGAAAGUGGAGAUUACGUUUGUGAUGACUCUUUCUCCUGGAAUGGCUGGUACCGGCUUUUCUACUAUGGAAUGAACAUCCAGAUGCCAGAAACCUGUGUUAGUUCAUACAGCUGUAACACAUACAUCAAUCUGUGGCUCAAUGGUCCUCACCCUCAGAUAGAGGAUGGAGUGGUGAUCAGAGAGGUCUGUGGUAAUUAUUAUUGGAGUGGCUGCUGUGAUUACAAGACAAACCCCAUCAGAGUGAAAGCGUGUCCAGGAAAUUACUAUGUCUAUGAACUUGUGAAACCACAAAUCGGGUGUUCAGGAUACUGCACAGAUGUCAGCACUAUUUCACAGUUGGCUUAUACUGUAAGUCCAGAUAUAAUCACUGGAUCCAGCAUCACCUUGAAUUAUGACCCGUGCGAAAACUACAACAUAGUCAAUAACCACUGGAGAAGCACACUCAAUUACUGGUCUAUGUAUGGAUACAUCUCUGAUCAUGAUGACACUCGUGUAGAAUGGGAUGGCUGGUAUCGACUCUUCAUUAAUGAGUCGAGUGCUCAGAUGCCUGAGUCGUGUUUUUAUUAUAUGUCAUGUGGAGGUUUCAGUUCUCUGUAUCUUGGUGGCUCUCAUCCUGAGCUAGAAGAUGGAGUUGUUACUCGUGAAAUUUACGGCUCUCGCCAUUAUCAGUGCAGUCACUACAGAUCUGAACCAAUCCAAGUUAAAGCUUGUCCAGGAAAUUAUUAUGUCUACAAAUUUACCAGACCAACUCUUUCAAUCCCAGCUCCUGUAUAUUGUGCAGUACCUUUCACCACCCCAAGUGUCGACCCCUGCUACACAUACAGCAUUCUAGAUGAGCCCUGGAGAGCCACUGAUAACUCCUAUUAUAAUAACAAUUACUACUAUGGCAUGUGUGAUUAUAAUGUGGAGUGGAAUGGCUGGUACAGACUGUUCUACAAUGGUCAAAAUGCCCACAUGCCAGAAUCAUGUGUUAAUUAUGGUAUGUGUGGCACUGAAUACCCACUGUCACUAAACGGCACUCAUCCACAGCUGGAAGAUGGAGUGGUCACCCGUCAGGUCUGUCUCCCAUGGGGUGACUGCUGUACUUACAAAUCCCACCCUAUAAGAGUCAAAGCCUGUCCUGGAAAUUACUAUGUUUAUGAGUUUGUCAAGCCAAUGUUUUGUGGAGCUUACUGUGUAGAAGCCUCAAACCAGUCCAUCGCAUCAGUGUCUACAACAACUGAGACAAUCCCACCCAUAGAAUCCAUUACUCCACCAAUCACAACCACUGCUCCACCUGUCGACCCCUGCUACAACUACAAUGACCUGGAUGAUCUAUGGAGAGCCACCAACAAUCAACAUUCCUCUCAAAUAAUGUGUGACUCUUGGGUCAGCUGGAAUGGCUGGUACCGUCUCUUCAUUCAGGGUCAAAGCGUUCAGAUGCCAGACACAUGUGUUGAUGAGUUGAGUUGUGGCACUCAUGCUCCACUGUGGCUGAACGGAGGACAUCCAACAGUUGAGGAUGGAGUGGUCACUCGAGAUUAUCGCAUUGAGGGAAAAAAUGAGCAUCGGGGUAGCACACAUGUGUCAUGGACUCGAAUGGUCAGAGUAUUUGUCUAUAAUGAAGAAAUUGAACUGGUUAAAGAUCACUAUUAUGAAGCAAAGGUUAAUGGGACCUUUAUAGCAACACCCUUCACCCUCCGCAAUGGCUCCAUCCAAGUCUAUCAGUCAGGUUUUUCCUUGGCCAUCAGCACAGAUUUUGGUCUCCUAGUUACAUAUGAUGCAUAUAGCUACGUCACCAUCUCUGUACCUUAUGACUACCAGAAUGCCACAUGUGGUCUGUGUGGUAACUAUAACUUACAUCCUGAAGAUGACUUCCGUUCAAUCUCUGGGGAGAUCUUGAGCUCGGAUGUUGACUUUGCCAACUCUUGGAAGGUAGAGGGAGACACAGAUCCCGAAUGCCAUGAUGUCAGCUGCACAGGUCUAGGUUGUGCGGUUUGUACCGCCAAUGAAAUGAGCCUUUACAGUGACACAAACCACUGUGGGAUACUAGGAGAUGUUUCGGGGCCUUUUGCAUCUUGCCACUCUGUGUUUUCGCCACAGACCUACAUAGAGAACUGUGUCUAUGAUCUUUGCUUAGGAGGAGGGUACCAGCCGAUUCUGUGCCAGGCUCUCAAUGUGUAUUCUGCCCAAUGCCAACAGCAGGGUGUACAACUAGGGCAGUGGAGACAACCAGGCUUUUGUGAGAUUCAAUGUCCUGAGCACAGCCAUUUUGAGUCCCAAGGAACAAGCUGCCCUGCAACAUGCAGCAACCCCUCUGCCCCAAUAAACUGCCCCCUGCCCAAUCAGGAGAGCUGUAUUUGUGAUGAUGGAUACAUAUUCAGCGCUGGGCAAUGUGUGCCUGAAGCAAACUGUGGCUGCGUCUUUGAGGGCUUCUAUUACUCUGAGGGACAGUCAGUAGUGUUGGGCGAGGACUGUGGAAGGCUAUGCAUUUGCAAUAGCAGGUCAAUGUUGUGCGCUCAGCACCAGUGUGGUCCAGCUGAAGUGUGUGGACUCCAUAAUGGUGUAAGGGGUUGCAGACCCAUCAGUUAUGGUACCUGUUCAGUUGAAAGCCUGGGUUCAUACCACACCUUUGAUGGACAAACUUUCAGAUACCCAGGAGCUUGUGCACUGACCCUGGCAAGAGUUAUGGGGCCAUCCCAACUGACAUACUUUGUAUUAACAGUUGAGAAAGUACCCAGAGGCCUUCAAGACUUUUCCAGGUUCCUGAAGUUUGAGGCAGGAGGAACUCAUGUUUCCAUUGAAUUGGGAGAAGGUAGCAAUGUACAGGUGGAUGGACAGAUGGUUGGUCUACCUAUCAGUGUUGGUUCCAGUCAAAUCCAUAUCUAUCACAGCAGUGCAAGAGGUUUUGUUUUGGAGACAAACUUUGGAGUGACUGUUAGAGCUGAUUGGCCCCACAUUGUUCGAAUCACUGCGCCAACCACUUACAAUGGUACACUUGGAGGUCUGUGUGGGAACUUGAAUGGAAACAUUGAAGAUGAAUUCUACAGCCCGGAUGGUGUCCUGCUGGAUGACUCCCAGCUUUUUGCAGACAGCUGGCGUGAUGGAUCCCUGUCAGCCCACUGUGAGGACCCAACUGACAUGUGGGAACCAGAUCAUUAUCAGAACAGGAGCGAGUUCAGAGAGCGCUGCAGCAUCAUGGCCAUGAAUGAUGGACCAUUUGCUGAGUGUAGCAGAACACUAGACCCUUGGCAACGGAUUGAAGAUUGCAUUCAGAUGCUGGAGCAGACGGCCGGUGCCAGGGAGGCUCUAUGUGAGGCCCUGCGAGGCUAUACACUGCACUGCCAACAGAAUGGCAUCGCAGUCGGAGAGUGGAUGAGUAUCACCCACUGUGAUCCAAACUGUCCAGCAAAUACCCAUUUCGAAUUGUGUGGCACAUCCUGUCCUGCAUCCUGCCCUAGCCUCUCAUUUCCCUUCCAGUGCACGCUGCCAUGCCAGGGGGGAUGCCAGUGCAAUGAUGGACUGGUGCUGGAUGGAGAUCGCUGUGUUUACCCCACUGGCUGCGGCUGCCGCUAUGAUGGGCGUUAUCGGCAGCCUGGAGAGCAGUUCUGGCAUGGUGAAGAGUGUCAGUUCCUUUGUGUCUGUGAUGGAAUCACUGGAAAUGUCCGUUGCACACCAUCAUCUUGCAGUGAACAGGAGAUCUGCCGUGUGGUGGAGGGGGAGUAUGGCUGCCAUCCUCAUCCACAUGGUAGCUGUUAUGCUUCAGGAGACCCCCAUUAUAAGUCUUUUGAUGGAACCUAUUUUGACUUUCAAGGCAGAUGCCGAUACGUGCUGGCCAAAGUAUGUGAUGAUACUCGUGGUCUACCGCACUUCCAGGUGGAUGCAAGAAAUGAUGGCUGGCAUGAAUGGCCAGUGUCAAUAACUGUCGAAGUUUUUGUCAAUGUCUCAGGGCACCUUGUGCACAUGUCACAGGACAUGAACGGUUAUUCUGCUGUUAAGGUUGAUGAAGAGAUCAGAAACCUUCCCGUCUACCUUGACUCUGGUCGGGUCUCUGUCUACUCCACAGGACAGUUUAUAUAUGUCUCAACUGACUAUGGUUUCGGUGUCAGUUAUGGUGGUUCCUGGGAGUUAAACAUUGUUGUGCCAGCAGACUACAAUGGAGUUGUUUGUGGCAUUUGUGGCAACUUCAAUGGCCUUCCCGAGGAUGACUUCCUCACUCCUUCAGGUGAUCUGGCACAUUCAGCAGACCAGUUUGGGGCAGAAUGGAUGGUUGCGGAUGACAUGUCAUACAAUCAUGACUGUGGAGGCGGUGAUAUUCCUGGCUAUUGCCAAGAUGAGAGCACAACUCUAAUCUCACAAGCCUUGUGUGAGAUCAUCAGGGACAGUCAGGGUCCCUUUAGCUUCUGCCAUGGUUCUGUUGAUCCACAGGCCUACUUUAAUAACUGUGUGUUUGAUGUGUGCAUUUCUGAGAACAGUAAUGAUGUCUUGUGUCACUCUGUCCAAGCCUAUGUGAGUGCUUGUCAAUCUGCCAAUACUGUUGUCUAUCCCUGGAGAGAAAAUGUAUCCUGUGUCAUGGACUGCUCCUCAAACAUCCCAAACAGCCAUUAUGAGGUGUGUGGCACAGACUGUAGCCAUACAUGUGCCAGCAGCAUUGAUGCUAGUUGUGAACACACAUGCUCAGAAGGUUGUUUCUGUGAUGAGGAAUUUGUGAGGAGUGGAGGACUCUGUGUACCAGUGGAGCAAUGUGGCUGCUUGUAUGAUGGAUUCUACUAUAAUAUUGGUGAACAGUUCUGGGAUUCAACAUGUUCCCAACGCUGUCAGUGUUUUGCUCCAAAUGAUCUACGCUGCUCUGCAUCUGUCUGCCCAUCGACCAUGGAUUGUGCGGUCAGAAAUGGACAUCGUGACUGCUACAGUCCAAUGUCCACCUGCACAGUCUGGGGUGACCCCCACUACAUCACCUUUGAUGGAGCUGUGGCCCACUUUCAGGGAACUUGUUCAUAUGAGAUUGCUCAGACCUGUGGUAAUGUAACUGACAAUGAUCUGGAGUUCCGUGUGGUGGCCACCAACAGGCACCGUGGGAACAUGGUGGUAUCAUUUGUGUCUGCAGUGGAUGUUUGGUUGUCUCAGCAUGGACAACAGAUGCACAUCACAAUUGGGCAGAACAGGAGAGUUAAAGUUGAUGGGAAUGCCAUCGACACACCAGCAUAUCAAAACAAUGAUCUUGUAGAGAUACGUGAGGAGCAGGGAUUCAUAAUUCUAAAUGCUUUCAAUGAAUUCAUUGUCCAUUUUGAUGGACUUAGCAGCCUUCUAGUCAGAGUGAGUGAAAGAUUCUAUGGCUCUCUAUGCGGAAUGUGUGGAAAUUUCAACGGUAAUCCUGCAGAUGACAAAGUGCUGCCCAGUGGAGACCCCGCUCCUGAUGAUGAUUCCUUUGGCCACAGCUGGCAAUCAGACACCAGCAUUCCAGGUUGUGGUGCCAGAGACCAGACUGGGAAUGCUGAUGAGUGUCCAUCCAGGCAGAGAUACUCUGAUCUCUGUAGCAUUAUCACCAACACCACUGGCCCCUUCCAGAACUGCCAUCUUCAUGUUGACCCUGCACCUUACUACUACUCUUGUGUGUAUGAUCUGUGUCUGUACACACGUGCUAAUGGCAUGUUAUGCUCAGCUGUUGAGGCCUAUGAGACAGCUUGUGCCAUCUUAGAGAUACAGAUCCCAGAAUGGCGCUCGGGUCUGCGGUGUGAUGUGAGAGAUCGCUGCUCUGAGCUCAGCUGCUCUGAGGAUGAGUGGUGUGGGAAGAAAAGUGGUGUUUAUGGCUGUUUGUGUAACGAUGACCUACCCAGACCAGAAGCUGACUCUUUUGAUUUCUCAGAAACCUGUGAAAGCAGCUCUGGCUCCAUGUCUGUGUCUCGCUGUCAGCUCUUUGAGGCUGGUUUUCCAGCUGACGUGUUACACCUCAAUGAUUCCAGCUGCAAAGGAACGGUCCGGAAUGGCAGAGUGGAAUUCCAUUUUGAUAACGAUGAACACAUUUGUGGCACAAAUCUUCUGGCCAACGGCACCCACUUCAUCUAUAGUAACUUUAUUCUGGGGACACCGAGGUCAGAAGGCCUCAUCAGCAGAGAUAAAAUUCUUAAGCUUUCUUUCAGCUGUGUUUAUCCUCAAACACAAACACUUUCCAUGAAUGUGGAAAUCAACCCACUGGAGAGCAUUGUGCACAAGACGCUCCCCGCUGGUGAAGGCAGAUAUCAGGUUCGGAUGAUUCCAUAUGAGGAUGAUGAGUUUACCCGGCCCUUCACUGGUAAAGUGGAUGCAGAGCUCGACCAGAAGAUGAAUGUGGAAGUUCGUGUCGAGGGGGUUGACAGCCGCCAGUUUGCCCUGGUGAUGGAGACGUGUUGGGCUACACCUGUGAAUGAUCCUGAUCACAGUCUCCGCUGGGAUCUCAUCGUCAGAGAGUGUCCCAAUCCAAAUGACGACACAGUGGAGCUGCUGCAGAACGGCGUCUCGACAUCCAGCCGUUUCUCCUUCAGGAUGUUUAUCUUCACUGCAAACUCCUCUAAGCUUUACCUGCACUGCGCUGUUCACCUGUGCCUUCUGUCAAGCAAUCGCUGCUCAACUGACUGUAACUCUGAACACCACUGGAGAGAGCACAGGUCUCUGGACUUCCAUGACAGUGCUUCCAUAUCCAUGGGUCCUCUGAUGUUGUCUGAAGGGAACACAGAUGAGUGGAUCCCAGAGAAAGUGAAGGCAUCUGAGGCUUCUCAUCUCUGUGGUUCUCUGAUGCUGUUGCUUGUUCCUCUGAUGAGUUUCCUGACCCUACUUUAAUGUUUUUCUUCAAAUAUAAUGUAAUCUUUUAUAUGCAUAAUUUCUAAUGCCAUUUUAAUGAAUAUUUGAGUGUUUGUAAAUUUCUCCUUGUCAUAAAUGUU
Sinocyclocheilus grahami is the source of this 9305-nucleotide messenger RNA. RefSeq names its product alpha-tectorin-like. The transcript has 34 exons. Gene Ontology annotation, molecular function: protein binding. Bases 1 to 9204 code for a protein of 3067 amino acids. NCBI's taxonomy places the organism in Eukaryota, Metazoa, Chordata, Actinopteri, Cypriniformes, Cyprinidae. The record is from RefSeq and is a predicted model, not a curated record.